Molecule: messenger RNA, 1160 nt
Organism: Salvia splendens (bonfire salvia)
Lineage: Eukaryota; Viridiplantae; Streptophyta; Magnoliopsida; Lamiales; Lamiaceae
Product: josephin-like protein
Exons: 3
Coding region: 204-743 (179 amino acids)
Biological process (GO): protein deubiquitination
Molecular function (GO): cysteine-type deubiquitinase activity
Source: RefSeq, a predicted model, not a curated record
ACACAUUUAUAAUAUUUUCCAAACCCGAUCAGAUAUAAUUUCCUCAUUUCGAAAUCAUGAGUUGCUGAGAAGACAGUAAUUUUAGAUCGGUUUUGCUCGUCUCUUUCCCUCUACAAUUCUCUCUGCAUAUCUUUCCCCGGCGGUGAAUCAAUGAAACGAAUUGUGAGGCUUGUUUCUUUGUGCGAUUCUAGAUUCCGUGGAUCAUGGCUACUGAGAGGAAAUUGAUAUACCAUGAGAGGCAAAGACUGCAAUUCUGCUUAUUGCACACCCUCAACAAUCUCUUCCAGGAGAAGGAUGCAUUUUCAAGAGCGGCAUUGAAUGCCAUUGCUCGAAGACUUGACCUUCAGGAUCCGAACCAGUCAUCAUGGACUCCAUUGUCAGUUGUUUUUAAGUCUCAUCACAAUGUGGUUACAGGGAACUAUGAUGUCAAUGUACUGAUUGCCGCACUUGAAGAAAGGGGUAAGACGGUAAAAUGGCAUGAUCGGAGAUGUGGGGCAUCCACAAUUGGUCUUGAUGAUAAAUUGUUUGGCAUCGUGCUCAAUGUUCCGGUCAAAAGGUAUGGCGGCCUAUGGAAAGGCAGGCAUUGGAUUGCCUUGAGAAGAGUUGAUAGUGCUUGGUACAAUCUGGAUAGUGAUUUUUCCUCUCCCUAUCAAUUCAAGAAUACUGAAGAAAUAACUGAACUCAUGGAUGGUGUGAUUUCAACUGGAGGCGAGAUUUUGCUUGUCAUGAAUGGCGAAGACUGAGAUUAAAGGAACAACAAAGGAGUUUUGUUUUCGUCCUAUGCCUUUUGGCAGCCUAUUCGACGCAGCAUAAGGCUCUUCGUGUGACUAACUCUUUUGAACUUGAGAAGUUUAAGGCGUUAAUAAGUUCGACAUGGAAAGAGUUUUGUUUUUUGUUUUGUGUCAUUCCUAUUCCUAAGCUGUCUCAAGGCUUUGCAAGCUUCAAUUGUGCAGCUGCUUUCUGGUAUGUUCGUUGAUCUUGAACUUAAACCAAAGGCAUUAACUGUUGUAUAUUCUGCUUUCUUGCAUUAGAUAUCUCGCUUUCAAAUCGAAUCUGCAUCUAUAUACUUUUGAUAAAUGCUCUGUUUGUAAGUACGCUUUCACCUAUGCUUACAUUUAAUUUCAUGUUUCAGAUUGUGUAUUUAUACAAUGUUUCAAAAA